Messenger RNA from Didymodactylos carnosus, 1191 nucleotides. The record is from the annotation of a GenBank genome assembly. NCBI's taxonomy places the organism in Eukaryota, Metazoa, Rotifera, Eurotatoria, Philodinida, Philodinidae.
AUGGACUGGGCCAUGAAGUGGUUACCAGAAAAAUAUCGAGAAGGUCAGUCAGAUUUCUUUGGAAAACGCGGUCUCAGAGGUAAAGGUCCUUGUGAUCGAUACGCGGCCGUGAUCAAAUCGCAUGUGCGUCGCUUCCUCGACGAAAAGCACAAUGUGACCAACGCCGUUGAAUUUGUUGAAGCAAUUUACACCAAUGAAGGCGUCCAAGGAGUUUACGCGUACGAGACUCGAUUGGAGAAAGUGACCAGCGGUCCUCCCUUCCAGCUUGUCAAAAUUAGUCUCUUUAACAAUUUCUCAUUCGUACCAGACGGCAUUCGUGUGCAUCGCUCAUGGAAAGUCGGAGAUGGUAAACUUAUUCUAUUUUCGACAAUAAAGCGACCGGAAAAUAUUAGCACUAUUAUAUGCAGUGAUAAACCAAAUGACAAAACCGUUCUGUUCGUAACACCACGAUCCAAAAGCAAACAACGCGAUUUGUCAAAACAAUCUACUAACAUCCGCACAGACACCUACGUCAGUCGUCUCUUCGACUGUUAUGAGGAAGGAUGUGUAAAGAAGUUUUUGAAUCCAGGAAAUCUCGUGAAGCAUCUCGCUACCGGGAAACAUCAGCGUCUUCCAGAACGUACUUCAUUACGGGACAGCGGGGUGCAAGUUUACGCUUCAAAACCCGAGAGAAUUGGUGAAAGAGAACUCGUCUCCGUUGCCCUUCAAAAUACCACCGGUACUGCCAACCGAGACUCAAUUAGACCCAACUUGACCGAUGGUUGGGCACUACCAAAAAUCCGAACAGUCACAUGGCUUACUUCGAAACAAAUUGAAUACUUGACAAAUAAAUUCGAUGAUGGUAUAAAGAAUAACAUACGAUGGAAACCUGAAGUAGUGGUUGCCGAAAUGGAGUGUCUCAAAGACAAGGGCGUCUUUGUCUUUGCCAAUGAUGAACUGUUGAAAGUCAGUCAAAUUCGCAGUUAUUUCUCCCGGCUCAAAUCCAAUCGGCAAAAGAAGCUGAAGGUCAAAGACUGCGAGGGGAAAGACGUCGAAGCAUUCAAAGAAGAGCAAGGCAUUGACGAAGUAGUUCAACGACGACAACUUCAGCAUAAGGUCCACAAUAUCGAUCAACUCGAACGCGCAAUAUCCCCGAAACGACCAACUUCAUUGCGGCAAAUACCAGCAAAGAGACACUCAUCACAUACCUAG